GAGUCAUGUGACUUGAGGUCCACCAAUCAGAUCAUGGGAUUGCUGUGCAGCUCCCCUACCGCGGGAGCUGUGACCUCGGAUACCUCAGACAUGCGACUGACAGGCCGUUCCCACGUAGAUCACCAAUGCGAGAGCGUCAGACAACUGAACUCUCAACUACCUGACUAAAACCACGUUGAGAGAACUACCACCACUACUAGAGAGAAACACAGACAGAAAAAAGUGUCCAUCGUCAAAGGCUGAAGUCUGUGAGGCGGCGGCGAGGCCAGUUCUUUUCCCUCCCGAGUGGGACACAUGGCUUCAAACAGCAUCUUCGACACAUUCUCCAGCUACUCGCCCAGUUUACUGCGAGACCCGAGCACGAGCAGACGGUUCACGCCGCCCUCCGCCUCGUUCCCGUGCGCUAAAGUGACCGAGAGCCCGAGCAUGAACGCGCCGGGUCCGCUGCGGGCCAGCCGGCCUCUGGAGAGCCGCUCCGUGGUGGACGUGCUGGCGGAUCACGCCGGAGAGCUGGUGCGCACCGACAGCCCCAACUUUCUCUGCUCGGUGCUGCCGUCACACUGGAGGUGCAACAAAACCCUGCCGGUGGCUUUCAAGGUGGUGGCUCUCGGUGACGUUCCUGACGGGACUCUGGUCACGGUGAUGGCGGGAAAUGAUGAGAAUUAUUCCGCGGAGCUGAGGAACGCGUCCGCCGUCAUGAAGAACCAGGUGGCGCGAUUCAACGACCUGCGUUUUGUGGGCAGGAGCGGCAGAGGAAAGAGCUUCACUUUGACCAUCACUGUGUUCACUGGACCACCCCAGGUCGCCACAUACCACCGCGCUAUUAAAGUCACCGUGGACGGACCUCGAGAACCAAGACGCGUUCGAUUUCAGCACAUUCCAGCUGCAUACAGCCAGCAGACAGCAGGACACCUCCAUCAGAUGCAUGCUUGCUCAGAGACACAAGGUCACCGCAUGAAGCCGGACGACCCUCAUAAGCAGUUCUCCGACCGCCUGAGUGACAUCGAGCGUUUCCAGAGGGCCAGUAUGAGGAUAAACCCUGGCAACGGGACCACCCGCUCCCACCAGACCCAUUACAACCCCUCCAACUCCACACCGAUACCAGCAUUAUGGCAAGAUCAGAUGGACCCCCCUGCACUGAAGACUUGCAAAGUGGAAGACGACUUACGCUGGUCAAGUACGGAUCUGUUCCCUCAGAGGACGUCCUUCCCAUCUCUGUCUCCAUUAACGGCUCCUCGGUUCUCAGAUUCACACAUGCAUUAUCCGGGUCCCUUCACUUACUCUGCCAACCCGUCCAGCACUGGAAUCGGCGGUCUCAGCGUGGCCGGGAUGCCCACCUCCAGCCGCUACCACACCUACCUGCCACCUCCAUACCCCGGCAACCAGAACCAGAACUCCCACUUCCAGACCAACUCCUCGCCGUACCACCUGUACUACGGCACCGGAUCUGGCUCCUACCAGUUCUCCAUGGUUCCGACCGGCGGUACCGGAUCGGGAGGCGACCGGUCGCCCACCCGUAUGCUGACGUCCUGCACCGCGGCGGGUGGAGCCGGAGGCACUGGGGGCGGAAGCAACAGCCUGCUCAGCGCCAGCCUCGGCAACCAGAGCGAUGGUGUGGAUGCUGACGGCAGCCACAGCAACUCGCCCACAGCCAUGAGUGCGUCCACACGCAUAGACGAGUCCGUCUGGAGGCCUUACUGAGAAAGACUGAGAGAAGAAGUCGAAGUUUAGAGUAGAGGUGAAAAGUCUUGCAUGUUUGAUCGUUUUGUUUCUUCAUCCUCCUAUGACAUGUCAAUUGCUUCUUAGACCACCAAAGUGAACCGAUGACCAGAAAUGAGUCUGGACGCUCCAUACGGGACAGAAAUGGACCUCCGCUGAUCAAAACUAAAGGAGGACAGAAGUCUCAGAAUGAUGAUGUAUAUAGAAAGAUUAUAAUUAAGAAAAGGCAUCCCAUAGUAAUAUAUCAGCAACUUUUCUUACUAAAAAAGCUGAAAAACCAAAGAAAAGACAUUCUGAUGAGCCUGUAUCUGAAAAAAAAGCCAGUUUAUCCAGCCUUACAAACCAAUCUGCCUGAACGCUGUAAUUCCCAGAGUGCUUUGCGACCACGAAACGUGUCGUGCAGACAGUAUGAAAGAGCUUCACAGAGCUGCAGGACUGUGGGACUUUUAAUGUGUAAAUAUGAGGAUAAACAAAGAUGCUAGCCAUGAGUUUCAGGUACUUUCCAAACUUGCUAAAAUAGUCUUGAAAUGGUGAGAUGUGAUCCUAUAAAUACAAGUGUGGAGCUUUGUGAGAUGUUAUGUCAGUGGGUUUUUCAUAGAAACGGAUUUAGGGUGAAUAUCACAAAACCUGUCAGGAACAUAUUCAGGUCAUGUUUAAUGAGAAAUUAUAUUUUGCAUGACUACAAUGAUGCUCAUUUUUAUUUUUUUUUAGAACCAUUCAUUAUUGCAUUUGCAUUGUGACAUUGUUUGAAGCACAUUUGACCCUUACGUUCUUAUUAUUGAAAUGCAAAAAAAAAAAAAAAAAAAAAAAAGAUAUAUUAUUUCAUUUGCAAAGCAUCUGAAUUUACAUCAACUUAGGCAUCGUUUUCAUUAUGCAAAAAUAUUUUUUGCUUUGAUUUUAGGGUGAAAUAUGAUCUAGAUGUGCUUUGGUGAGAUUCACCCUUCAGUUGCAGGUUCUCGAUUUGUAGAAACGUAAAACAGUGUCACAAACAGACAGGUUUUUGAUUUAUUUUUAUUUUUUCUUGCUUCAUACCAAAAUCACAAACAAUUUAUUCAUCUUUGAACUUGUGGAGACUUUUUUUUUAUAGCUUUAAGAGUAUUUUUUUUUUCUCAGUGUUGAUUGCUUUUUAAGACUUUCUUCAGACUAUUGAUUUGAGCUCAGUUUUAAUGUUUUUUUUUUGAGCCAAAGAGUUUCUAUUUUGUUCGUUUCCAGGUCACAAUCAUUUCAUGUUGGUUUUUUAUUUUUCUUUGUUUUAAUAUAAAAUUGGAAGUUGUGCUACUGUAAUAUAUUCUUUCUAAAUUAUACAAAAGUUUUAAUGUAAUGCCUAUGUUUUCCAAUGCAGCUUUAAUGCACUAAAAGAUUUAUUUAAGAGGUUCGAUGUCCUUGUUAAACCACAUAAUGAGACAUUCUUACCGGAUUGAAUUCCACGUGAUAUUCAGUCAUGUGCCUGAAAGGCCUCAACCAUCACAAGCCAAAGAGUCCAACAAUCACCUGUUGUCAUUCCACAUCUCUAAAGUGUGAAAAAUAUGUUGCUCUAAGCACCUACAUUAUGAGUCUAUUUUACCUACCUUGUUCUUGGAAUGACUGAAAUCAGAGACAAUAAUUGGGCACGUUUGAAAGGAGAUCGCCCGUGAUUAUUUGAAUAACAAAACCAUGCACAAGCUCCUACAAGGAGGGUAAAGUGGCCAUGACACACACACACAUACACACACACACACACACAUACAUCCACGUAACAGGUGUAAGUGAAUAUUUCAGAGCAUAACCCAGAGGUUUUUCCCAUGCUCACACCUGCUGCCAUCACCUGAGGGCCAUGAGCCCCAAAAGAGCAAAGGAAACAAGUAGAAAGAUGGAUGAAGAGAGACGUAUCUCCUUUCGCAAUCACUGGUCAUCCUUCAGGCCUUGUUAUCCAAGCAGAAGUGCCCGUGUUCAGCUUGAUUCACGGCCGCUUUGAUGCCUUUAUGUGGGCGAUUAUUUUCCUUCCCAUUGUGCCUCUGCUUGAUUAUAGCCCCAAGCUGCAGGCUACAGGAAAGAUGGAUUCAAAAUGUGAGCUGGUCUAGUUACAUGCGGGAGUCGAUUCUCUCCUGCAAGGACUUCUGGGUAAUAGAAACCCUGGGUAAACUAGUUGCUUCUGUGUCGUAUGAUUCUCUCUCAGUGCCUCGGUCUGAAUCUAUUAAUGUGUGUGGAUAUCAAAUCCUGUCAGUGUAACAGCUGUAUUUUCUCCAAAGAGUUUGAGAUGGAUCAAGCUAAAUUAAGAUUUGCUGACCCCAAAUCAUACCUAUUUAUUUCCACUGUAUCAAUACUGUUUGUGUGCUUCUGCACUGAACAAUCUACAGACAUGAAGGUUCUGUUCCAAAACCUAACUUUUGAAAAUAAAGGUUAUUUACAGGCAUUGAAGGUUCCAUGAAGAAUCUUUCAAAUCCAUGGAAACAUUCCGAAGAGGAAAGCAUUCUUUAGAUUUUUAAAAAUGUUAAAAAGGCAGGAAAAUAAAUGGUUCUGUUCACUUAAGGGAACCAAAACAUUUUUUUUCUAUGCAUUGCUAGGAAGACACCCUUGUAGAACCUUUAUUUUUAAGAGUGUAGUGAGCUCCCUAUGUAUGCAACACACAAUCUGUUCCAAAAAAAAGUAUGAGCGGUGCAAAUAUGCCUGUGGGUUUCUCCCUAAAUCAGUCACUUAUUUCAAGGCAUAAGUCUAUGUGGCUAGCAGUAGGUUUUGGAACACAACCCAAAUGUUGCCAGUGAAGUGAAUAUCACGAGUCGUGGCAUUUGUUAAGUGCACAGAUCCUUAUAAUGCUGAAAGAGUUAAAACACACUCCUGUUGAACAAAUUGUCUUUUUCACUCAUUGUACGUUUGUAAUUAUGGUUCCAAAAUAUGCUCUUUUGUUCCUUCAUUGUGUGCUAAUGAUGUAGUUUUUUUAUGCAUUUUAAUUAAAAAAAGAUCAGGA
Molecule: messenger RNA, 4663 nt
Organism: Carassius gibelio (silver crucian carp)
Lineage: Eukaryota; Metazoa; Chordata; Actinopteri; Cypriniformes; Cyprinidae
Product: runt-related transcription factor 3
Exons: 9
Coding region: 295-1701 (468 amino acids)
Biological process (GO): regulation of transcription by RNA polymerase II; hemopoiesis; neuron differentiation
Cellular component (GO): nucleus
Molecular function (GO): RNA polymerase II cis-regulatory region sequence-specific DNA binding; ATP binding; DNA-binding transcription factor activity, RNA polymerase II-specific
Source: RefSeq, a predicted model, not a curated record